This is a messenger RNA of Macrosiphum euphorbiae (potato aphid), 1779 nucleotides long. The record is from the annotation of a GenBank genome assembly. NCBI's taxonomy places the organism in Eukaryota, Metazoa, Arthropoda, Insecta, Hemiptera, Aphididae.
AUGUCGUUAAGAAUGUUAAAUUUAUUUCCAAGUGGAUUUCUUAGUAAGACUAUUGGGUACGAAGCUAUAAAAGAUUUAUAUCCAGUAAAAAGAUGGGACUCAAAUUUCAAAUACUGUCUCCGCGUAGUCGUCACUAAUGGCUCUUAUUUAUUACAGACUACCAAUCAGUAUUUGAGAGAUCAAAUUCUUUACUCAAUUCUAUGGAAGAAAAACGUUCAGGAAACCCAAACACUUUUGAAAAGUCAAUCCGAUCCAGACGAUAUGUUAAAAGAAUUGCAGAAUAUAGUGGAUUUUGCCAAAAACAUUCCAUUGGUCGAUGAUGAAAUAUUUCAUAUGCCAACUUUUAUUGCGAGUACGCUAAUGACAAGAGACCAGGAAAAAUACUGCAAACAAUCAUGGGAAAAGGCACUGAUCGGUACGUUGCGCCCGUUGAUUGAAGACUGUCCCCCGUCCGCCGAAAUGUGUUCGUUUUUAUCGCAUCAUUGCAAAGACCAAAGUAGCCUACCUAUCAUUAAAGAUUCCUUAGUUUACACCAUAACAAGAAUACUCAAACAUAAUUUUGACUUUGCGAGAACACUGACGGCUCGCACAUUAGUACAAGAUUAUAUCAAGGCUCUUUACAUCCAGGACCGAAGCGGCGAGUCAAUUAGAUAUUUUCUAUCGAGAGUCCACAGUGCCAGCGCUGUGUGCCCUCAUAACAGGGUACUGCCGAACAUGGUGUCCACCUGUAUUACUGCCAUAUACUCCGCAUCAGAGGAGUUGCCGGCUAACUGUUCGGAAGCCGAAUUCGAUUGCUAUUACACCAAUCACCUGAGAUGCUACAUUGUUGUUCUUCAAAACAUAUCAGAAUACAGCGAUUGGCUGUACGGACUUGCUCAACUGUUGCGUCCGCUGCCGUUUCCCGCGUUGCUGUUAAUUCGUUCAAUUUUUAUGGAGGACAUUUCCUCUGUGAUAUUAAAAAUAGGACUGCAUGAAGAUUGUGAAAUUCAUAAGCAGGUGUUAGCUGUCCGCGAGACAAAAGACGGCUGGUUCGAUUUGUGUUCGCCGAUCGAAGCUGUGUUCUGCGGAAGUUCAAUAGUCUGGACUCAAUUGCUUAAAACAUUGAUGGCUUGCGAGCGGUGCAAAAAAAAGAAACUGUUGAAAAACUUGAAAGCAAAGCAUUUGGGAACGUGCGUUUCGGAAGCAUUAAAAAACAACAAAAUCGUGAUGGAUGUUUUGUGUUUAAUGCUCGAGUGGAUGGUCGUGGAAGACUUGCAUCAAAGAAAUCAGAUUGUUGAUACACUUAAAUCCACGGAAUUCGGUAGAAAUGUAUACGAUGAGUUUAUGUCGAGGCAGAAUCAACUACUCGAAUUGCAACGAAAAGGAGGUCCACAGAAUUUAUCAUUACCGGCCCGAGGCACUGACUUGGACCUGAAUUCCAUGUUUGAUUGUGGCCCAUUCGGUAAUUUAGAGUCCGUCGACUUGGCUUUUACCAACGUUACAGAUACUUGUGCCAAUACGCUGAUUAAGUUACCAUCUUUAAAAGUUCUUAACUUGUGGGGUACUCAGUUCGGUGAUUCCGGGUUAUUAAUCAUAUCGGAUCAUCUAACCAACUUGCAAGUUUUGAAUUUGUGUGAGACCAAAGUCACCGACAGGGGAAUCGUAUCGCUCAUAAGUCUCAUCAAUUUGAAAAAACUCAAUUUAAAUAGCACUAAAGCAACGGUUCGAUCCGUGGACGUAUUGAAAAAAAAACUACCAGGUUUACACGAAGUAGACGUCAGAUACUCAUUUGCCUGGUAA